AUGCACACGACGCCUAGGCGAUUGUCGUUGCCCACAAGCUUGGUUAUAAAAGGCGAGCUAUCCAGUCCGAUGGUAUAUGUGGUGGAGGAAGGACGACUGCAGCGCACAGACACUGUGGAACAACUUUGGCGGGCCAUCAACUUCUUUGUGGGGAAAGCGCUUCGGCGGUGCUUGAUUCUGUUCGCGUUCUCUGCCAACGCUUCUCGUGGUCAAAAUAUUAUUGCUCAACGGCUUGGCUCCCCUUCUAUGGCUCACCUGACGUCAUCAUGGUGGAUUCUGGCGCUUCUGGUGCUUCUCCCGGCGCUCGCCACGUCAGCUAUCGCUGCGGAAGCUUCUGGCGAAGCUGCUACGGAGCCCAAUCCGGAUCCCGCUCCCAUCACUCCUCCCUUUUCGGGGAAUGAGUUCGUUGUGCCCCAGUCCUUCCUCUACCCCAUGUUCGGCCCUCCUCACCCCGACGGUCCCGGCGGUCCCGGUGGUCCUUGGGGCCCUGGCGGUCCUGGCGGUCCCGGCGGUCCCUGGGGCCCUGGUGGUCCUGGCGGUCCCGACGGUCCCGGUGGUCCUUGGGGCCCCGACGGUCCUGAUGGUCCCGGUGGUCCUUUGGGCCCUGGCGGUCCUGGCGGUCCCGGUGGCGGUCCUGGCGGCCCUGACGGUCCUCCUCGUGCCUCCUUCGCCGGCCCAUUCUUCCGUCCCGACAGGCUUGACGGGUCCGACAGGCCCUCCCGUCCCGACCACCCCGAUAGGCCAGUCCGACCCGACUGGCCGCAGGGCUCCCCGCGCGAUCCUUUCGCCUCCGCCGACGACGGCUCAGACGGACCCCGUCGGGGCGGACCCUUCGGUUUCUUUGAUCCCCACCACCCCCCGUUCGGUCCGCAUCCCCAUCCGCGCCCUCCCUUCGGCCCGCAUCCCCCCGUCGGUCCGCACCCGGACUCGCAUCCACACCGUCAUCCGCCGUUUCCGCCGCCUCCCCCUCCGCCGGGCGCGAUUCAGCUGACGUUUGAGCUGCUGGCGGCUGUGGGGCGCGCGAUUCGCGUGCUGUACGGCCCGGGCGCAGAGGCGACGGGGGACGAACAUACCUGCGGAGAGUGCGUCACGUGGGCGACCGAGGCGCUUCUGAAUGCCCUUUCCAAGGACAUUAACUCCACCAUUUGCGCUGAAGACGCUCCUGCAGCAGCAACAGACCCUCCUCACCGCCACUUUUGUCGCCUCUUCGCCAACCUCACCACAGCAUCAGCCAUUGGCAUUUUCGACCAGAUCCACAUCAACCCGCUCUCCAUGGCUGUCUCGGUCUGCGCCAAGUUUGGGCCCUGCAUGCCCAAGCCUCACCCUGCAUCCGACCCAAAUCCCGAGCCUGCUGCUGAACCUGAGGGCCUGAUCGAGGAGGACGCCGUUUCCGAGCCUGGUGCCGAGGCUGAUACUGUUGAGGUUCGCGUCGCAACGCCCUCGCGCCGACUCCUGGGCCACGACCAUGCACGGAUGGAUAUGGACAUGGGAGGCAUGCACAUCGCCAUGAACAGCAUCGGCAUGCUGGUGUCAUCAUCCGUUCCGGAACCUUCUGAGGAUGCUUCCGCCGGUGCAUCCACUGGCGCUACCACUGGUGCAACCACUCAAGGAGGAAACGGAGGGGAAGCGGAAGGAAAGGAAGGAGAGGAAGGAGGCGAAGAAACCUGCGACACGUGCAUCAUCGAGGGGUUCCAUCUGAUCGAACAGUCAGUCCGCGCGCGGAUCAAGUGGAUAUGCAGCCACGCAGAGGACGAGCACUCUCCCCCGCACAUCAGGGCUCUCUGCAAGUUCAUCCACCAGUACCCCUACCUCGCUAUGGUCAUCUCCGUUAUCCACAUCAAGCCGUGGGAGAAGGUCGUUCCGGCAUGCUUCCACAUGGGCGCGUGCAGACCUCCCCACCCUCCCCCUCAUCCUCCGCAUCCUCCCCAUGGGCCCUGCCCUUCUGGGGAAGACUGUCCCCCUCCUCCCCAUAGGCCUUGCCCUCCUGGGGAAGACUGCCCUCCUCCCCCUUGCCCGCCAGGGGAAGACUGCCCCCCUCCGCCUCCCCAUAGGCCUUGCCCUCCUGGGGAAGACUGCCCUCCUCCCCCUUGCCCGCCAGGGGAAGACUGCCCCCCUCCGCCUCCCCAUAGGCCUUGCCCUCCUGGGGAAGACUGCCCUCCUCCCCCUUGCCCGCCAGGGGAAGACUGCCCCCCUCCGCCUCCCCAUAGGCCCUGCCCCCCUGGGGAAGAUUGCCCCCCUCCUCGCCCCUGCCCCCCUGGGCAGGAUUGUCCCCCUCCGCCCUUUCCCCCUCCCCCCUGCGCUCAUACUCCCCUCCCCAACAACGCUGUCCCCCUUCCUAUCCUCCCCACUAUAGACCUUAAUAUCUUCCACCCCCCUCCGCCCUUCCCCCCUCCCUUCGCCCCUCCCUUCGCUCCUCCCUUCUCCCCUCCCUUCCGCCCUCCUUUCCCUCCUCACCCCUCGGGCCCUCCCCCCCCAUGCUCCCUCUUUGGUUUCCUCCGUGCUGCGGGAAGCUUCCUUGCCCGCUUCCUCGGUUUCCCUCCCCCCCCUCCCCCGCCUCCACCGCCCUGCCCGGGGAACGAACCUGGGGGGCUUUUUGCUAAGUAUUUCUUAGCUGAGAGCCAUAUGGUGGGGGAAGUUGCGGCAGGAGAGAGUGGGAAGGGGAGUUGGGAAGAUGCUGUGGAGGGUGUUGGGGCGGUUCAAGAUGGGGAUGGUUUGAAAGGAGUUGAUGCUGAAAAUGCUGGUGUUGGGAGCGUCGGGGUUGUCGUGAAUGUGGGUGGUUUUGAAAGUGCUGAAGCAGAGGCUGAUUUUGGAGCAGAGGCUGAUUUUGUAGCAGAGGCUGGUGGUUCCGAAACUGAGAGCGUUGAGCGAUGGGCUGUCACGGCAACCGUCGACAACCAAGUGCGCCGUCGAGGUGGCGCAUGGCCAGAGCUGGAGCAGGCCAUGGUGCGGUGGAUCGCAAACGCAGGGCCCGCUGGCGUGCCCCUUACGCUGCAGACCAUCCGCGACCAUGUCGCGGCCAUGGCGUGGAACAUGGGCAUUCCGCCCACAUUCCGCUACUCCAUCAGCUGGGUGCGCCGUGCUUUGCGGCGCCAGGGGGUGAGGUGCCGUGCAGCACAAGGCGAGGCGGCUAGCGCCGACAUGGCCGCCGUGCGCGACGCACGGGAGAAGCUCCCGCAACUCCUCACUCAUCUCGGUCUCAGCCCGCGGGACACCUUCAACCUUGACGAGACCGCGCUCUGGCUGUCCGUGCUCCCUCGGCGCACGUACAGCAACGGCCGCAUACCAUGCCGCAAAGUUUCGAAGGAGCGGCUGAUCGUCACAUUCCUCGUCAAUGCGGACGGGAGCCACGCAUUCCGAUCGCUCGUGAUCAGCAAGGCGAAGCGCCCCCACGACUUCCGCUCGGAUUAUGACCCCGAGGCCCUCUGCUACUGGCGGCAUAACGCGAAAGGCUGGAUGACGAAUAUGCCUGUGCUAACUAUGUUUCCUCUGCACGAUGCCUUCACCUCCCUUCCCCGCCCACAGUUAUUCACGCAUUUCAUAUCGCAGCUCAAUGCUGCUAUGUACGCCGAAAAUCGGCACAUCGUCGUGCUACUCGACAACACUAGCAGCCACAUGCUCAGGAGCGAGCACGCAUGGAGCGAGAUCGUAUGCGGCAUGCGGACGACGUGCAUGAGCAACGUGCGGCUCGUCUUCCUGCCGCCGAACACCACCGCAUUCACUCAGCCACUCGAUCAGGGCAUCAUCGCCACCGCCAAGGCCCGCUAA
Molecule: messenger RNA, 3765 nt
Organism: Closterium sp. NIES-65
Lineage: Eukaryota; Viridiplantae; Streptophyta; Zygnematophyceae; Desmidiales; Closteriaceae
Source: the annotation of a GenBank genome assembly